GUGACAGUAUGAAUAAAUUUCCAGCACCAGAUAGUGGGAAAUUGCCGGAACACAGAACAGCAACAUAAACGAAGGAGGUGGAUUUCGGCUUGCCAUUGAAACAAGGGGAAAUACUACUGUACAUGCGACUAUGCUUCGGUGUCGGAAAAUAACGCGACAGGUGUCGGGAGUGCGCUGCGCUACCGGAUUCCUGAUCCUGAUGGUCUGUCUCCAAGCAUCCCUGCGCGUCACACAGGCAGCAGUUACUAAGAAGCAACCUAAUGAUAUCCAGACAGAUAGUCAAGAAGGUGUCCAGGCACAUGGGAAUAGUAAACGUGCUUGGGAGACAGCGUUUCUAUUGACUGCAAGACAUGGAGAUGGGGAAAAAGUUCCAGCUUUACAGGACGGCAUUUACAUUUGGUGGAUGCUCAGCAGCAGAGGCAAAUUCACACUGAAGGACAAAAACACAACCCUUGUUGUGCCUAAGAAUGGCCUAUAUUUACUGAAUCUGAAGAUGUACUACAGUAUAGAUUCUGAUCAUCAGUGUAAGCAAAUGUUGUUUUUGAACACCUUUAUUCAGCAAUACCAUUCUUCUUACCCAAAAUGGAGAGAAGUCAUAACAGGCAGAGACACGAUGCAAUGUGUACAGGACUGGCAACAGUCUGUUACUUUAACUCAAGUGAUUAGGUUGAACAAAGGAACGAUGCUUAGAGUUAAAAUAGAUCCAAAAAACUAUCCGUUUAUUAUCUGGGAUGAUAGCACCUACUUCACUGUCACUCGUCUGUAGUAUGGUUCCUACUUAAAUUUAAACUCUCAUGUUGUAUUGUGUUCUUUAUUGUGUUCUAUUUUGCAAUUCUGUACAAAUCACAGAGCAAAAAGACCAUUAUGUUUUAAAUAUAUGAUAUGAUAUUUCUUUGCAUUUUGCCUGUUUUUUUAACUAUGACUAUGAAAUUCUUGUAAAACAUAUUUCCAUAAGGAAUCUAUAUGCUGAAUAUAAUAUAUUGAAUAAACAAAGGCAUUAUCAUUAAUGCAAUCUAUUGCAUUAUCAGUCUUUUUUGAUAAAUAAUGGCCAAGACUUUUAAUGGUUUUCAUUGCCAGUUGGCGAUGGACAUGUUUUAUAUUAAAACGACUUUUUGUGCUGAGGUUCCAUUUUGAUAAAUUGAAAGUUAAAUAAAAGUCAAUAAAUAAACUCUUUAUUUUCUUCAUUUUCUUCUAACACACAGAUGAAGAUAUUAAAAUUUUGUAUGGCAGUUUCCAACAUAUAAAGUAUGUUUUCUCUAAUACAAAUAUACAGAAAAUAAAAUAAAUAAAGAAUGAAAAA
Molecule: messenger RNA, 1300 nt
Organism: Tachysurus fulvidraco (yellow catfish)
Lineage: Eukaryota; Metazoa; Chordata; Actinopteri; Siluriformes; Bagridae
Exons: 4
Coding region: 131-766 (211 amino acids)
Biological process (GO): immune response
Cellular component (GO): membrane
Molecular function (GO): tumor necrosis factor receptor binding
Source: RefSeq, a predicted model, not a curated record